This is a messenger RNA of Naegleria fowleri, 1836 nucleotides long. RefSeq lists its product as uncharacterized. Gene Ontology annotation, cellular component: catalytic step 2 spliceosome. The record is from RefSeq and is a predicted model, not a curated record. The transcript has a single exon. Gene Ontology annotation, biological process: mRNA splicing, via spliceosome. Gene Ontology annotation, molecular function: RNA binding; ATP binding; RNA helicase activity. Lineage: Eukaryota; Heterolobosea; Eutetramitea; Acrasida; Naegleriidae. The coding region runs from base 1 to 1836 and encodes 611 amino acids.
AUGAUUCAUCUCGGAAAAAACGAUCUCUCCCUCCAUCCAUGGAAGAAAUUGCAAAGAAAGAAGAAUAAGGAUAUUGAAGAAGAAGAAAAACCUGUGUUUGUUCCAAAGAAGGAACGGAAAAUGGAUAUCACUUUGAGAAUGCAAAAUGAAAAACCCAAUCAGGACUCAUCGGAAGACGAUCAUGCUCAAUCUUUCAAAAAUUUAGCAACUAUUAAUAUUGUAGAUCCAUUGGAAUUAAUCGAUAAAAAAGAAAUUGAAGACAUUAAAUCGGAAUAUAUGGAGAAAAAAGCAGCUAGGAGAAGAAAACAACGAACCAAUGAAAAAACUAAAAUAUCUUUUGAAUGGGAUGAAAAAGAUGACACUACUGACAAGACAAGUAUUAUCAACACAAUUUCAUCUUCAGCUAAUGCAUCCAAAAAGCCAACACCAAAGAAGACCAAGGAGGAGGAUGAACGAAAUUGGAGAGAAAAGAAGAUUCACGAGAUGACUGACAGAGAUUGGAGAAUUUUCAGAGAAGAUUUUGAUAUUGUGGUAAAAGGAGGAAAAGUACCAAAUCCAAUUCGUAGCUGGGAAGAGACAACGCUGUUGCCACUUGAAAUUUUGAAUGCAUUGACAGAUCUUAAAUUUUCGGAGCCAACUCCUGUACAAAUGCAAUGUAUUCCUAUUGCCAUGGCAGGCCUUGAUCUUGUUGGUUUAGCCCAAACUGGUUCAGGUAAAACCGCAGCUUAUAUCAUUCCAUUACUGUGUCAAAUCGCAAAAUAUCCAAGAUUAGAUGAUGUUCGAAGUAAGGAUGGACCUUAUGGCCUCAUUCUUGUUCCAGCACGUGAAUUGGCAGAACAAAUUGAAAAAGAGGCAAACAAAUUUGCCAGACAAUUUGAUUUCAGAGUACGAGCGAUAAUUGGUGGUGUCAGUAUUGAAAAACAAAGUAGAUUAAUGAGAGAGGGUUGUGAAAUUCUAGUUGCUACACCCGGUCGUCUCAUUGACUGUCUCAACAAUAGUAUUAUUGUUUUGAAUCAGUGUCAUCACGUAGUGCUGGAUGAAGCUGACAAAAUGAUUGAAAUGAAUUUUGAAAAAGAUGUAAAUACCAUAUUGGACACCAUUCCACCAAAUAUUAGCAGACAAACAUUACUUUUCAGUGCGACCAUGCCACCUCAAGUAGAAAACAUUGCAACAAAGUAUCUGAAGAGACGAGUGACAGUUGCCAUUGGUGAGGUUGGUCAGGCAGUUGAACGUAUUGAGCAAGAAGUUGUUUGGGCAAAGAGCGACCAUUCUAAAAGAAAUCUCCUUGUUGAAAUUCUCUCUGAGGCUGAACCUCCAAUCAUUAUAUUUUGCAAUCUCAAGAAGGAAGUUGAUGCUCUUGCUUCAUUUAUUGCCAAUGUUGGAUUCAAAGUUACCACAUUGCAUGGUAGCAAAACUCAAGAUCAACGUAACAAAUCUCUGGAGGCCUUCAAAUCAGGUAAAUUUGAUAUCAUGAUUGCCACCGAUGUGUUGGGAAGAGGUAUUCACAUUAGUGGAGUAACACUUGUCAUCAAUUACUCACUACCAAAAACGAUUGAUACCUACACUCACAGAAUUGGUAGAACAGGUCGUGCAGGUCGAACUGGUAAAGCCAUUUCAUUUCUUACCAAUGAAGAUACUGAAAUCAUGUAUCCUCUGAAGAAAAUGUUGGAAGACACCAAGAAUAUGGUACCUGAUGAAUUGGCCAAGCAUCCACUCGCUGCUCAAAAACCGGAAAAGAAAAAAGGAGGUGAUCAACAACGAGGUGGAGCAUCAUCUUCAGCCGGUGAAGAUGUUUACAUGCAACAACAAGAUGAGGAUCAAGUCAUGCAAGAAUAG